This is a messenger RNA of Hyla sarda, 3887 nucleotides long. RefSeq names its product slingshot protein phosphatase 1 (gene SSH1). The coding region runs from base 283 to 3237 and encodes 984 amino acids. Gene Ontology annotation, cellular component: cytoplasm. Gene Ontology annotation, molecular function: protein tyrosine/serine/threonine phosphatase activity; actin binding. The record is from RefSeq and is a predicted model, not a curated record. NCBI's taxonomy places the organism in Eukaryota, Metazoa, Chordata, Amphibia, Anura, Hylidae. The transcript has 15 exons. Gene Ontology annotation, biological process: actin cytoskeleton organization; protein dephosphorylation; negative regulation of actin filament polymerization.
UGUAUACACUAUAAUGGAGUGACGAUUCCCCUCCUGUGCAGUGAAUAUACUGUAUAUCCCUUCCCUCAGCUCGCCCACCCCUGACCCCGCACUGCUCCGUUAUCCACCUCCGGGAGGAGGAGUCUGGGAUCCCUGCGGGGACAGAGCAUCACACCGGGGUCAGGCAGCACCGGCCAUAACCUGCGGGAUGUGAGCUGAGGGCCCCGCAAUCACAGAUGUGCAAUGGCCGGACCGGCCGGUGAGCAGCGCUGACAGUCCCGGGGACCCCGCUGACCCGCAGCCAUGGCCUUAGUGACUCUCCAGCGAUCCCCAACGCCCAGCGCCGCCUCCUCCGCCAGCACCAGCGAGGAGUUUGGCACUGAUGAAGAGCGCAAGACAAACCUGAGCUUGAGUGACAGUUUUUUCAUGGUGAAGGGAGCUGCCCUCUUCCUGCAACAAGGAAAUAGCUUCCAAGGACAAAGGAGUCUUCUUCACUUGCACAAGAAUGCCGGUGACCUACCUCAGCACCUUCAGGUUAUGAUCAAUCUUCUUCGAACUGAAGAUCGCAUUAAACUAGCUGUCCGUCUAGAGAGCAACUGGUCAGACCGUGUGCGUUACAUGGUGGUGGUCUACAGUAAUGGGCGCCAGGACACAGAGGAGAAUAUUCUACUAGGGGUAGAUUUCACCAGUAAAGAAAGUAAAAGUUGCACCAUCGGCAUGGUUCUGCACUUGUGGAGUGACACCACCAUACGUUUGGAUGGGGAUGGGGGUUUUAGUGUCAAUACCGCUGGAAGAACUCAUGUGUUCAAACCAGUAUCGGUCCAGGCCAUGUGGUCAGCACUUCAGGUCCUCCACAAGUCCUGUGAGGUUGCCCGACGGUACAAUUACUUCCCUGGUGGACUUGCACUUGUUUGGGCUUCAUACUAUGAGAGCUGCAUUAGCUCUGAUCAAAGCUGCAUCAAUGAGUGGAACACCAUGCAGGACCUGGAGUCCACUCGGCCAGAUUCCCCUAUACUCUUCAUGGACAAACCUACUGAAGGUGAGAAGACUGAAUUGGUUAUCAAAGCAACACUGCGGAGCAUCAUGAUGAGCAAAGACUUAGAGAAUGUGACGUGCAAAGAGAUUCGGAAUGAGCUGGAGAAGAAGUUAAGCUGUAAUUUGAAGGAGUACAAGGAAUAUAUAGACAAUGAAAUGUUGCUUAUUGUUGGGCAAAUGGAUAAAGCUUCUCAUAUAUUUGAUUACCUUUACCUGGGCUCUGAGUGGAAUGCAUCAAACUUGGAAGAAUUGAAUAAAGCAGGAGUGGGCUACAUACUGAAUGUGACCAGAGAAAUAGAUAACUUUUUUCCAGGCCUUUUCGCCUAUCAUAAUAUCCGAGUAUAUGAUGAGGAGUGCACUGACCUAUUGUCACACUGGAAUGAUGCCUAUAACUUUAUUAACAAAGCAAAGAAAAAUCACUCCAAGUGUCUGGUGCACUGUAAAAUGGGAGUCAGUCGCUCCGCUUCUACAGUUAUUGCCUAUGCAAUGAAAGAGUAUGGCUGGUCAAUGGAGAAAGCGUACAGCUAUGUAAAGCAGAAACGCAGUGUAGCAAGGCCAAAUGCAGGGUUCAUGCGUCAGCUCUCAGAGUAUGAAGGAAUCCUCGAUGCCAGUAAACAACGACACAACAAACUAUGGAAACAACACGUAGAACAAACUGAAUUUGAGUCAAUGUUUCCAUCUGCCUAUCAGCCACCUAACCUGGAAUCCGAACUUCAAUACAGAUUAACUGAGGAAGAUGUAGAAGAUCAAUGUUCUGAAAGCCAAUGUUUUGGGGAUCUCCCAGAGCCUCAUGGCUUUAUUGAGCCAACUGUGCUGCUGGAAGUCCAAGACUUGGAAAGAGAUGCCUUACUAGUAGAACCGCCUUUUUCAGAUUCAUACUGCACUAUGAAAACCAAAGAUAAUAUAUGUGACACAGCAGUAGGAGAUUUAGAUCUCCAAAUACAAGAAGUAAAGAAAAAGUUGGACUUUGAAAGCACUAGUGCACAGUACCUUGAAGAUGACCUCAGCUCUGCGGACACUGAGAGGAUGAAGCUAUCUGCACCUAUGACAUAUUACAGAGAAGAUCCACGUGCUGGCAAGGAAUUCUCAAGCAGCAGCAGUAAGAGAAGCUGUCCAAAAGACAGUGAGGAAGAUGCCAUAUUUGGAAUCCUUAGCAAGGUGAAGCCACCUUAUCCAUCUUGUACAGACUGUAUGUAUUCUGAGGCACAGGAAGACUGCCAGGAUCUGGAUACAGUUGGCAUGCCUGAAGCCCCCACUGUAUGCACUCAGCCAGCCUUAUUACAACACAUGACUUCAGCAGUCCUGGACAGAUUGCAUGGACACAAACGAGUUAAAUCUACACCAUUGCAGUCUGAUUUGUGUGCUUCUAAAUCCGAAGAUAUAAAUGACAGAGAUUCAGGUAAACUUCAAGAAGCAUCUGGUCAAGGAUUCUGUGAAGACUCCGUCUCCAAAAGAGAUUUUAAACAGGCUAAAGAUCUAAAAUAUUUAUUUUUCAGCAGGGACUUGGAAAAGCCUUUGUCACAUAGCUACUUGAUGCAACACCAAGAAUCUAUUAUUCAGCUUCAGAAAGCUGGCUUGGUUAGAAAGCAUACCAAAGAAUUAGAACGUCUCAAGAGUGAAGGCUGUUCUGUUCUUAAAGAGAGUCCUUUAGAGAAGACCGAGAGCUCUAAACAGGAAGAUCCGCAGCAAUUCCCUGCUCGGUCUGUUGAAGACCAAACAGAUAGCACAGCAAAAGUAGACUUAGCUGACAUAUCGGAUAGUGUGUUUCAGAAGACCUCUACUCCAUCCUACAGUAAACCUGAAUUGAUAAGUAGCUAUACAAAAGACUUCCUAAAAACUAUCUGCUAUACGCCAACAUCUUCAUCAAUAAGUUCUAAUCUCACCCGCAGUUCAAGCAGUGACAGCAUCCACAGUGUUCGUGGUAAGCCUGGUCUUGUCAAACAGAGAACUCAAGAAAUCGAAACUCGCAUGCGUCUAGCUGGUCUUACCCUUUCUUCACCUCUUAAGAGAUCCCACUCACUAGCCAAACUGGGAAGUCUCAAUUUUUCCACGGAUGAUUUAUCAUGCGACCCUGAUACCUUUCAAAGUUCUGGGUUCAAAAGCCCAAGACUGAGAGACGAUCUUGUCUGCAAUGACACUCCGUCAUCAUCCUCAACAAUGGAAACUCCAUCAGGUCUCAUGGAGUCUAAUAAUUCCUCAAUGACCGAUACAGAUACACGAUGACUUUUUAUCAAAUAUUACUUUUAUUGUUUGUCUGAUGUAAAUGUAGUGGGCAGAUUGGAGACCAACAUUUGUUUUUGCUUUUAUACCCAUUGCUUAUUGACUUGACUAACUGUGCGCAUAUUAUUGCAUUCUUUACUAAUGUUUUUUUUCUUACGUUUUUUGUAUUGUGGAUUUAUUUCUAUUUUAUUGUUACUGCCAAUGAAGGUACUGUUUUUGUAUUUAAGUUAGUUUUGGACUGGGUACCACAAAAUUGUUACAAUUUGAAAAAAGGACACAUUUAUUUAUAUAUAUAUAUAUAUAUAUAUAUGUGUGUGUGUCUGCAUUUCACAUGUACUGAAUGCUACCUCCAUUUACUUUAGAAAGGCUUUAUAAAGACACAUAUACUUAAUUAACAGUGCUGUACAAUUAAAGAGAAUCUGCUGUCGGACAGAACCCGGGCAUUUGUAUUUGCUUAAUGCACCUUGUUCACUCUGUAAUAACUAGAAAUACCAGGAAAAUAUCAUGACCGUGUUUUAAUGGAGAGUGUUGGACCAUGUUCAUGCAGGAUUAUUAUAUGGAUCCACUGGUAUUCUGUUAAUGGGAGAGAAUCUGGUAUCUUAAAAUGUAGGCAGAAAAUUUAGGUGGAAUAAAUAAAUGCAUUUAGGCAUGCA